Molecule: messenger RNA, 1635 nt
Organism: Dichomitus squalens LYAD-421 SS1
Lineage: Eukaryota; Fungi; Basidiomycota; Agaricomycetes; Polyporales; Polyporaceae
Product: FAD-binding domain-containing protein
Exons: 7
Coding region: 1-1530 (509 amino acids)
Cellular component (GO): mitochondrion
Molecular function (GO): FAD binding; catalytic activity
Source: RefSeq, a predicted model, not a curated record
AUGCUCUUCUCUCGUCAGCUUGCGCGGCGCCCCCUCAUACGGGCUCCUCGCCGCUGGACUCAUUCUCCCGCUGCUCUCGCAGGCCUCAAGUCGGUCACUGAGGACGACCUCGUCCACUUCGCCCACUUCCUCCCCCCCACUUCAAUUGUCUCCACUCUAUCUCCCAGCGCGGCGCCUUCUUCCGAGCUCGAGUCGUUCAACAAUGACUGGAUGAACAAGUACCAUGGCAGGUCCACGACUGUGCUCAAACCUCGCACCACCGAGGAGGUCAGCAAGAUCGUCAAGUGGUGUAACGAGCGCCGCAUCGGCAUCGUGCCCCAAGGAGGGAACACCGGUCUAGUCGGAGGGAGCGUGCCCAUCCGGGAUGAGCUCAUUCUGAGUCUGUCGAACAUGUCUAAAAUCCGCUCGUUCGACGAUGUCUCCGGCAUCCUCGUAGCGGAUGCAGGUUGCGUCCUCCAGUCUUUGACGGACUACCUUGCGCCUCAUAAUCACAUCGUCCCCCUUGAUCUUGGCGCAAAGGGCAGCUGCCAAAUCGGUGGGAACGUCUCUACCAAUGCAGGCGGUCUCCGGCUCCUCCGAUACGGCUCCCUUCAUGGCUCUGUCCUCGGUCUUGAGGUAGUUCUGCCUGAUGGCACCAUCCUCGACCAACUGACUACUCUCCGGAAAGAUAACACCGGCUAUGACUUGAAGCAACUCUUCAUCGGUGCUGAGGGUACGCUCGGCAUUGUUACCGGUGUCUCUAUUCUCGCUGCCCCAGCUCCUCAAGCUUCGAAUAACGUUAUGCUCGCUCUCCCGAAGUUCGAGAACGUCUUGCCCCUGUACAAGGAGACCAAGCGUCAACUAUCGGAGAUCCUGUCUGCCUUCGAAUUCAUGGACCGGACUGUUUAUGAUCUCGCAGUGAAGCAUGGACAGGGCCGUGCGCUGAAUCCCGAGGAUGUCGAGGGCGCCGAGUGCUUCGUUCUCGUGGAGACGAGCGGCGGCAAGCGCGAACAUGACGAGCAGAAACUCAACUCUUUACUAGAGUCUCUUAUGGAAGCCGACGUGCCGUUAAUCAACACUGGUGUCAUUGCGACAUCGCCUGCGCAAUUCUCGUCGCUCUGGGCCAUUCGGGAAGGAUUGACCGAGGCAGUCUCGAAGGAAGGCAAGGCUUACAAGUACGAUAUAUCCGUUCCCCUGUACAAGUUCCAGGAGGUCGUCGAUAAGACCAAGAACCACCUACAAGAGAAGGGCCUCUUGCACGAAGAUGCGGUCAAGUAUGUCGUCGGAUAUGGUCAUGUAGGAGAUGGCAACUUGCAUUUGAACGUGGUGGCUGCCGCGUACACUCCAGAGAUCGAGGCCGCUCUCGAGCCUUUCGUGUACGAGUUGGUUGCCUCAUAUAAAGGCUCGAUCUCGGCGGAACACGGUAUCGGCGCUAUGAAGACUCACGCCUUGAAGUACUCGAAGAACGAGACCAGUAUCGAAUGGAUGAAGAAGAUCAAGGCGUUGUUUGAUCCGAAUGGUAUCAUGAACCCCGGGAAGGUACUCCCAUGACAUGCUCCGCCUCAUCUGCCCCAUUCAUUUAGCACAUACCUGUAUCAAUAUCUUGUUUUCCUCGCGUUUGUUCUAAUCGGAUGUCACUCCAAGAAAAGAACUUUG